CCACCGGAAUUCUCCUGCGGCGGCUUCAAUCCGAGCCUAUGCUGUCCAACGUGACCCAUAUCCUGGUGGACGAAGUCCACGAACGGUCCGAAGAAUCCGACUUCCUGCUCCUGAUCCUGAAGCAACUUCUGGAAAAGCGUUCCGAUCUCAAAGUCAUCCUUAUGUCAGCCACUCUCAACUCGAAUCUGUUCUCGUCCUACUUCGGUGAUGUCCCCGUGCUGGACAUUCCCGGCCGGACUUUCCCCGUGGAGCAACUAUUCCUGGAGGAUAUCCUCGAGAAGAGCGGCUUUGUGCUGGAAGCCGAUUCACAGUUCUGUCGCAAGCUGCGGAAAGGCGAGGAGGAACAGCUGCUGCAGGAGCUGGAAUACGCGGACGUUAAAGCUGCGAAUGCCGCUCCGGCCAAAACGAUCAAGGACGAGAACCUCAAGAUGGCCGAUAUGUUUGCGAGGUAUUCCGAUUACUCCAAAGCAACGUGCAAAACCCUCUAUCUGAUGGACCCGCUUCGCAUCAACGCGGAACUGAUCGAACACGUUCUGCGGUACAUCGUCGAAGGCACCGACCACGGUUGGCCCCAGGAGGGUUCCAUCGUCAUAUUCCUCCCGGGUCUGGCAGAAAUCCAAACCAUCCACGAAGCCCUCAGCGAAAGCAAACUGUUCGGUCCUCGCGAAAACAAAUUCAUCCUGGUUCCGCUACACUCCACCCUAACCAACGAAGAACAGGCCCUAGUCUUCCGAAAAGCCCCCAAGGGCAAGCGGAAAAUCGUCCUCAGCACCAACAUUGCCGAAACGUCGGUCACCAUCGACGAUUGCGUGUUUGUGAUCGACUGCGGUCAGAUGAAGGAGAAACGCUUCGACUCGAACCGGAACAUGGAAUCGCUGGACGUGGUGUGGGUCUCCCGAGCGAAUGCCCUCCAGCGGAAGGGUCGUGCCGGACGUGUCAUGCCCGGAGUUUGCAUCCAUCUGUUCACGAGGCCUCGAUUCACGAAUCAUAUUCUCGGGCAACCCGUACCGGAAAUCCACCGGAUACCACUGGAACCACUGCUGUUGCGGAUCAAGACGCUGGAAACUUUGCAGGGCAGUUCGCUGAAGGAUGUGCUGAUGGGAACGAUCGAGCCACCCUCGGAGGAGAACAUCGAGGCAGCCAAGAAACGAUUGAUCGACGUGGGAGCGUUCGAUUUGGGCGAGAACCUGACAUCGCUUGGACACCAUUUGGCCACGCUUCCGGUGGACGUUCGGAUAGGUAAACUCAUGCUUUUCGGAGCCAUCUUCCAGUGCUUGGACAGCGUCCUAACCAUCGCUGCUUGCCUCAGCUACAAGAGCCCCUUCGUGUCCCCGUUCACGAAAAGAGACGAAGCGGACAGCCGGAAGCGCCAAUUCGGCAUCGCCAACAGUGACCAUUUGACGAUGCUCAACGCCUACCGGAAGUGGAAGGAAACUACCAAGCGAAGUCGUUACGCCGCUCAUUGCUACGCCGAAGAGAACUACCUGUCCACGAAAACCCUCCAAACGAUAGGUGAAAUGAAGUAUCAAUUCUUGGAACUCCUGGUCUCCAUCGGUUUCGUCCCGAUCGAUCUCAGCGGUCGCCGGGGGAAGUUCGUCAAAGAUGAACUCCUAGAACUCACCGGAUCGGACAUCAACUCCAACGGAGAAAACAACCGCCUGCUGGCCGCUAUCCUCUGCGCCGCCCUCUACCCCAACGUGAUCAAAGUCCUAACCCCGGAAAAGUCCUUCAUCAGCGGAGCCGGCGGUGCCGUCCCCAGACUUCCGCAACCAUCCGACCUGCGGUUCAAAACCCAACAGGACGGAUACGUAUUCCUGCACCCGUCCUCCAUCAACUCCAAAUUCGGCCACUUCAACUCCCCCUUCCUAGUCUAUCAGGAGAAGGUCAAAACCUCGCGAAUCUACAUCCGGGAAACGACGAUGGUCCCGCUGCUUCCCUUGGUCCUCUUCUCCGGCAGUGACCUCCGGAUAGAACUGCACGGCGGAGAUUUCGUCAUUCUGCUGGAAGAUGGUUGGAUUGCAUUGCAGGCCGAAACGCAUCAGGUUGCGGAGAUGAUGAAGUUUCUGCGACUCGAGCUGGCUAAGAUGCUGGAGUUGAAGAUUAGCGACCCGCUGCUGAAUUUGGCCAAUCACGAACAAGGGCGCAAAGUGAUCGGGACGAUUGUGCAGUUGAUAACGAAGGAAUAGGGUUGAUUUUUGGAUAUGUGACUAUAACGUACUGUUAGUGUAAUUAUUGUAUCCCAGUUACUUGUACUUUGUAUACAAAUUGUUGUGCUAAUGAAACAUAAGCUGUAAAUGUAUAUUGAAUUAUAUUUAUUAUUAUAU
Aedes albopictus (Asian tiger mosquito) is the source of this 2324-nucleotide messenger RNA. Its product is annotated as putative ATP-dependent RNA helicase DHX57. The record is from RefSeq and is a predicted model, not a curated record. Lineage: Eukaryota; Metazoa; Arthropoda; Insecta; Diptera; Culicidae. Gene Ontology annotation, molecular function: RNA binding; helicase activity. Gene Ontology annotation, cellular component: intracellular anatomical structure. The coding region runs from base 39 to 2186 and encodes 715 amino acids. The transcript has 3 exons.